Messenger RNA from Melozone crissalis (California towhee), 1190 nucleotides. It is a transcript of the gene GPR68, whose product is annotated as G protein-coupled receptor 68. Gene Ontology annotation, cellular component: membrane. The transcript has a single exon. The record is from RefSeq and is a predicted model, not a curated record. Bases 114 to 1190 code for a protein of 358 amino acids. Lineage: Eukaryota; Metazoa; Chordata; Aves; Passeriformes; Passerellidae. Gene Ontology annotation, molecular function: G protein-coupled receptor activity. Gene Ontology annotation, biological process: cellular response to pH; G protein-coupled receptor signaling pathway.
GUCAUCACUUCAGUCUAAAGGUUUGUGGAAGAAAUAAACUCUACAUGAAAACUGAAUGUAAUUAAGUCCUAAAUUCAGGACCCUGAUGAAUGAUACACAGGGAGAAGUAGAAGAUGGUGAAUUUCACAGAGAAUGUGACUGAGAAAUGCAACAUUAAUCACGAAAUCCACGAGACAUUAUCCCCUGUGGUGUACAUAUUUGUGUUCAUAUUAGGCUUGCCAGCUAACUGCCUGUCCCUGUACUAUGGCUAUUUACAGAUCAAGGCUAAAAAUGAAUUAGGUGUCUACCUUUGCAAUUUGACUAUAGCAGACCUGCUGUACAUAUUUUCUUUGCCUUUUUGGCUUCAGUAUGCUUUACAGCAUGACAACUGGACCUACGAUGAGCUGCUGUGCAAGGUGUGUGGCAUCAUCCUGUACGAGAACAUCUACAUCAGCGUGGGCUUCCUGUGCUGCAUCUCCAUCGACCGCUACCUGGCCGUGGUGCACCCCUUCCGCUUCCAGCGCUUCCGCACCAUGAGGGCCGCUGCCAUCGUCAGCAGCGUCAUCUGGGCCAAAGAAAUCAUCACGUGCAGCUUUGUCUUCACACACGGGGAGAUCAGCAUGGAUGCUGAGAGCCACCUGGUGUGCUUUGAGCAUUACCCCAUCAAGAGAUGGGAGCACAAUGUCAAUUACUACCGCUUCUCUGCUGGCUUCCUUUUCCCCUUGUUUCUGCUGGCCUUCUCCUACUGUGGGAUUCUACGAGUUGUCCACAAGAGUCCUGGCACCCAAAAGAAGAAGAAAAUCCAAAUUAAAAGACUGGUAUCAAGCACUGUUUUCAUAUUUUUAGUCUGCUUUGGACCAUACCACAUCCUACUUGUAAUUCGUAGCUUGUUGGAGAACAGCUGCUCAUUUGCUGAGAAAAUAUUCAAUGUUUACCAUAUUUCUCUCCUGUUAACCACUUUUAACUGUGUUGCUGACCCAGUAUUGUACUGUUUUUCCAGUGAAAGCACUUACCAGAACUUUGUCAAGAUGAGAGACUCUUGCCUAACAUGUUUAGGCCAUCUGAGUACUGAGAAAAAGGAAUCCUAUCCACUAAACACUACUGAAACUCCCAACAGAAAACAGCAUGAACAACAACCAGGGUUAUUACAAAUACCACUCGAUGAUGCUGGAAUGAAGGACUGCUUCACAACUAAUGCAGACAGCCUAUAG